Molecule: messenger RNA, 2197 nt
Organism: Corythoichthys intestinalis (scribbled pipefish)
Lineage: Eukaryota; Metazoa; Chordata; Actinopteri; Syngnathiformes; Syngnathidae
Product: solute carrier family 22 member 7-like
Exons: 10
Coding region: 4-1602 (532 amino acids)
Biological process (GO): transmembrane transport
Cellular component (GO): membrane
Molecular function (GO): transmembrane transporter activity
Source: RefSeq, a predicted model, not a curated record
AAAAUGAAAUUUGACAACAUACUCACAGAAAUUGGCGGGGUUGGAAAAUUCCAAAUUAAGUUAAUCUUGAUCCAGGUCCUUUCUCGAGUCACGCUACCUUGUCACUUCCUGCUGAAUAACUUCAUGGCUGCGGUUCCCUUUCACUACUGCAACAUCAGCGCACUGGAUAACUACAGCAUCUCCUCAAAUUUAAGCUUGGAGCAGAAGAUGGCUGUUGCUAUUCCGACAGAGUUGGAUGGGACUCUGAGCUCCUGUCUAAUGUUUUCCAAGCCUCGACAUCCGCAUCUUUUGAACAGCAGUGAGGAGCCAUCUAUUGUUCAGUGUCAAAAUGGAUGGGUGUAUGACAAACAAGAUUUUCAAUCAACGUUGGCAACAGAAUGGGAUCUUGUGUGCAGCAGGAAAGGUAUGAACAAGGCAACGGCCACCAUCUUCUUCAUUGGUGUCAUGUGCGGAGCCCCUUUAUUUGGAUAUCUUAGUGACCGGUUUGGCAGGCGGCGGAUGCUGUUGGUGUCCUAUUUGUCAACAAUGACGUUUGCCGUGCUAAGUGCGUUCUCCACAUCCUAUGUAAUGUUUGGAGUAAUGCGUUUUUUUACCGGGAUGUCCCUAUCUGGAAUAAGUAUCAUCUCCAUUGUUCUAAAUUUAGAGUGGUUGGGUGUGGAACAGAGGACUCUCUUUGGUAUCAUCUUCAGUUUUGAUUGGACACUCGGAAACUGCGUUUUGGUUGGAAUUGCAUACAUGGUAAACGAGUGGAGGCUCCUCAUUCUAGCUGUAACUUCACCCCUAAUACUGUCCCUGGUUGCUUGGAGGUGGCUUCCAGAGUCUGGGAGGUGGCUCAUGGCUAAAGGGAAGGUGAACGAGGCCCAUUAUUACAUCAAUCAAUGUGCAAAAAUGAACAACAGAUACACGUACAUGGCCUCCAUCACGCCAAUGUCAUUACUGGAAUCUGUUGAAACUGAAACCAAUGACAAGAAGUACACUUUUCUUGAUCUUUUCAAAACAACAAACAUACGAAAAAUUGCCAUAUGCUCUGGCAUUGUAUGGUUCGGUGUUGCAUUUACCUACUAUGGAAUAAGUCUGAAUAUCAGUGGGUUUGGGUUAAACCUGUACCUCACUCAAUUUAUAUUUGCAUCAACGGAACUGCCAAUGAAGAUUGCCCUUUAUUUCUUAAUGGAAAAAAUUGGGAGAAAAGUUUCUCAGGCAGGGACCUUGCUCUCGACUGGGCUCUUCCUAUUCAUCAACAUGUUUGUCUCAAAAGAAAAGUGGAUCAUUCGUACAAUUUUUGGAGUCCUAGGUAAAGCUGUGUCUGAAGCAUCGUUUACAGUCAUAUUCUUCUACACAAUUGAGUUAUAUCCUACAGUUAUACGACAGAAUGGUGUAGGUUACACAUCCUUUGUGGCACGGCUGGCCGUUUCUAUAUCUCCAUUGAUUGUUCUUCUUGAGGAUAUGUGGCCUCUCCUACCCUCUAUGACUUACUGCGGAAUGGCAGUUGUGUCUGGUUUAGUGGCAUUACUCCUGCCUGAAACCCGAAAUACAAAAAUGCCUGAGUUCAUUGAGGAUAUUGACAAACCAAGGGAAAAAAUAACUGCGGCUAAGACCAUCUAAUGAAGAAUGAAAUUGUGUACAGCCUGUUCAAGUUUUUUUCAGUCUGCCCAGGAAAGGAAACAACUCUGGAACUGCAAAAGUACUUGGCAAUAAAGUUUGAAAACUCAAGAACUUACUCUUCAUUUGACUGGAACUAGAGGCGACAAUAACCUAUGUUAUGCAAAUGUGUGGAAAUGAUUACAAAUGAGGAUUAGACAUUGGAAGAGUUAUGUCAGGGGCAUUUUUAAAAAUUUGGUUUGGAAAUAUGGAAAUAAGUUGGAAGAAUGUGUGUGUAAUUAUAAAAGAUUUAUGUAUUGACCUAUUCAACUUUCAAAGGUGGCUGAUGUAUUGUUGUACAGCAGAGACCCUGUGAGGGGGAUUAAAGAAGUACUGUAUUAUUUGACCUGAUAUUAUAAUUUUUUUGUCAUUGCUGUUUCUGGCUGCAACGCUCCAAUUGGAAGAAUGACAAUUUAAAGUGAACCUCACAUGCAUGUUUUUGGAAUGUGGGAGGAAAAAGACAAAAAUAAAAAAGAAACUGGGAAGAACAUACACAUAAACUCAACCUUUGAGAUUUUGUUUGUUUGUUUUCAUUUGAUUUGAACUCUGAACCUUGCAA